This is a messenger RNA of Vitrella brassicaformis, 1942 nucleotides long. The record is from the annotation of a GenBank genome assembly. NCBI's taxonomy places the organism in Eukaryota, Vitrellaceae.
CUCACUCACUGUUGGUUCUAUCUAUUUGCCGUUGGCCUGUGUGUUUUGCAGCUGUGUGAUGGCCUCCGCCAGCCGCUUGACGCCCACCUCGAUGUCCUCGGCGCUGUAGUAGGAGAAACUCAACCGCAGAUACGAACCGAAGCCCUGAACCCACACAUGACACGCCACACACAUGACACGCCAUGAGCAAUACAAAGUGGCGGGGUGUGUGUGUGUGCACACCUGUCCGAACGAAGUGCCCGGCAGGAAUCGCGCCUUGUUCUUGACGGCAACAUCCAGCAGGUCCGUCGACAGCAUACCCUGCACACAGGCAGCACCACAGCAGGGCAAGACAUGCACACAUGCGAUGGUGAUUUCGCCCUGUUCUCUGAGUGUGCGAAUCCAAUACAAGAAAUACCUCAGGCAGUUUGACAAGGACGAAGUAGCCGCCCUUGGGCACCUCGUGCGUCACGCCAGCUGGCAUGUACUUGUCCAGUGCAGACUGUACACACACACACACACACACACCACAUUCAAUGGGUGGUGGGUCGGGUGAGCCGUCGGUGAGUGCGUCCUUACACACCAUGAGUAUGUUACACCUCCUGUGCAGUUCUUCCUGCACGUAGGCCAGGUGCUUCUUCUGCAGUCCCAGGUCGAUCGCCUGGUGCACGAUGCCGCUGAUCACCGGAUUGAUGCCCUGACACGCACACGGCACACACAGAUGGAUGGGCAGUCAAGACACACACAUGUCUUUGUGUUUUGUUUGUCGGCCACUCACUGACCCCGCUGGAGUCGAGUUGUCCGCAGUCGAUGAUGGGUUUGAGUAUCUUCAUGGGCCCCUGCAUCCACCCCAGCCGCAGGGCGGGCGCCAGGAUCUUCGAAAACGACCCCAAUGACACCACACGCUCCUUCUUCUGGUCGUAGUACGGCAUCGGCAACGGACUCGGCACACCUGGUUGGCUCACCAAAUGAACGGAGGAAUGCAUGCUUCCGUGGUGAUUCAUUGACUACGUGUGUGUGUACCUGGGAAUCCGAGAAGGUGGUAGACCUCGUCUGCGCAGAUGACGAAGUUGUAUUUGUAGGCGAGCUCGACGAUUUUCUUGCGUCUGUCCUCAGCGAGUGUCCUGCCGGUGGGGUUGUGGCCGAUGGGGAUGGUGUACAGGAACUUGGGCACCUGCUUCUGCAGCUGCUUCUCCAACUCCUCGGGAAUGAUGCCGUCCUGACACACACACACGCACACACACAGAUGAGUGGGCCAUUCACAUACCUCUCUCCCCCGGGGUGUGUGUGUGUGUGUGUGGCACCCACUAGUUAGUUACCUCGUCCAUGGGAAUCUGCACGACGUUGAGUUUGAAGUCCUCAAAGAUGCGGAGCGCCAGGAAGUAUGACGGGUCCUCGGCAAACACCAAAUCGCCAGACCGACAGAAGAUGCUGAAUGUAAUCGAAAGCACACAGACAAGACAACACACGAUGCGGCUGAGUGCACUCACUGCCUACGGGCCCCGCCUGUCUUGUUCUCCCUUACGUGAUGAAGAGCGCCAGCCCGCCGGUUAUGCCAUUGGUGACCAUCAACUCAUCCGGGCUCACGGGCGCACCAUAUUGCUGAAUACACGAAAAACACACACAAGCAAACCACACGACACACAGUGACCUCCAUGAAGCCGGCCCCUCACACACAACACACACAGACGCACCUACCUCAGUAAGGAAUCCCGCGAGUGACUUCCUGAACUCCAGGUAGCCUGGGAUGUCGCCGUACUGGAGAAACUUGGGGUCGGUUUCUGCGAACUUGGCGUUGGCGGCCUGCCGCACCAGGUCGAGCGGCAGCAGCGUGUGGGGCGACGGCUGGCCGACCUUGAAGUUCACCUCCUGAUCCACCGGAGGCACGUCAUACUGACCGUAGCGAACCAUUGUCGGCAGGGAGAUAGAUGAACUUGCUGAUGCUGGAAGCUCUCGACAGCAG